CCCCCCGCCCCGCCCCAAACUUCGCCCCAGCACCCCCCGGUAGUCCACCGCCCCAGAUCCCGCUCCCGGAACACAUGUGCGAGACGAGCCUCAGCAUGGGUCCCCGCGGCGGGCCAGCAGACCCCUAUUCUCGCGCCCUAGCAGGCGGCCUAACACCGUCUCCCAUCGGCGGCCAGAGAGGUCCAUCGCAACAACAGGGGGCCGGGGCCUUUCAGUUCGAAUUCCCGUAUCCGUCGGGCAGCGGUUCACAGGCGCAAGCUCUAGCUUCAAACCCCGUGUCGCCGCCUACGAGGAAUCGAUUAAUGCGUUCCUCCUCGGCGCCAACGUCCGCCCCGGAACCAGCACCUACUAUCCCCGCGCUGCAGGAUAUGCCGCGCAUCUCGCUGUUCCCUGCUACGCCGUUCUCGGGCUCGAGAGAUAGCGUUAAUACCGCGCGGCCGGGGACCUCUGGCGAGUAUUCGUCCGCGAGCGGGGGGAAUCGACCGCCGACAUCCUCGUCCGCGACGUUCGGGGCGCCGCUGCGAAGACAGAGGAGCGCGCCGAUGUAUCACCGCGCGCUGCAGGAGCAGGUCGAGCAGGAGCGGGAAGAGAGUCGCAGUCGGGAGGCGCAGAGACUGGGGGUCCCUGUUAUCGGGGUUGUGGGGAGGGAUUCGGGAGAGAGGGGGAGUUAUGGGAGUGAGAUUAGCUCCGAGAUGAGUUUUGGGAGCGAGGAUGUCGAGAUUGGGAUUGAAGAUGAAGAAAAAGAGGAAGGGAGAGAAGGUGGUCUUGGUUAUAUGGGGCGCCGGGAUCACCUUCGGAUGACAAUGAUGAUCGCCAUGUCAUGGGUCGUGGCUUGAGAUGAUGAAACAAACGAGGGGGGCCCCACAGCUAUAAUCUGGGGAAGAGGCAAGAGGCGCUGAGCGUUUACUACGAAACGAUAUCCCUGGAUGGAAAAAUAAUGAUGCGCGCGUGUGGUCGGCAUAUAUACCCCGAGGAGAUAGGAGAUUGGAGGGACGAAGACUUCUUUUCUUUUCCAUGCUGGCAUCUUUAGAGACAGUAUAUAUUUAUCAAUGCGAAUUUUUCUGAG
Mollisia scopiformis is the source of this 1066-nucleotide messenger RNA. RefSeq lists its product as uncharacterized. The transcript is spliced from 2 exons. NCBI's taxonomy places the organism in Eukaryota, Fungi, Ascomycota, Leotiomycetes, Helotiales, Mollisiaceae. The record is from RefSeq and is a predicted model, not a curated record. The coding region runs from base 75 to 836 and encodes 253 amino acids.